AUGAAACCUAACGGAGUCGAGAAACCGUUAACGGCGACGGAAGGUUCAUCGUUAGUAAUCGUCGGUGUAAAUCCUGAUGAAUGGAGUCGAGAGGUGCUUACGUGGUCUUUGGUGAAUGUAGCGCGUCCUGGAGAUCGAAUCAUUGCUCUCCACGUCAUCGAUUACUCUCUCGAAGGCUCAACGUCGCUUAUAUCGCUGGUUAGGAGUUUCGACACUAUGCUUAGUGUAUACGAAAGCUUCUGCAAUUUAAAACAGGCAAGUUUGACAAUUCAAGUUGAUUUGAAGUUGAAAUUCUUAAGAGGGAAGUCACCUAGGAAAGUUCUUGUACAGGAAGUGAAAUCAUGUGGAGCAACGAGUUUGAUCGUUGGUUCUUCUAAGAGACAUCACACGAUUCGUUCAUCAGCUUCCUUAGCUAAGUAUUGUGCUAGGAAUCUUGCUAAGGAUGUCUCUGUUUUUGCUGUUAAGAGUGGGAAGAUUAUGUUCCGCAGAGUACAUAGUAGCAAUGAUAGUCCACAUAUGAAUCGUCCCUCUUUAGUUUGUGUUUCACCCAACAUUGCUAUUGAAGCUGCAAAGAUUGGAAACAGUUUUAGUCCUGCAAGAACGAGAACUACUCACACUUCCUCAUUACAGUCUCCUGAAAGCAUAGUUGUGGACAACUCAUUAGCUUUAGUGCCAGUACAAACAAACGAGAAUGGUUCAGAUUCCUCAGGACCAGGUUGGCAUUUUCUUCGGAAAAGCUGGACCAAAGUUUCAGCUAAGAAGGCUUUACUUCAAUGGGUUUCGAAGCUCCGGGGACGGGAUUCAGCAGCUGUAGCUUAUCUCGAUAGGAAACGGAGUGACUCUGGUUGUGAUGAAGAUUGCUCUUCUAGCAUGGAUGGUUCUGAGCUUGUGCAGUCUCCUCGUUCUCCCUGCAUUGGAACAAACAACAUUCCAGAAGAGCUGGAGGGUCUACAUGAAAAAUACUCUUCCACAUGUAGAUUAUUCACAUAUGAGGAAGUUCUGUCAAUUACCUCAAACUUUGCAUCAGAUAACUUGAUUGGAGAAGGUGGAAAUAGUUAUGUAUAUAAAGGAGACUUACCAGAUGGAAGGGAGCUAGCUGUCAAAGUACUGAAGCCUUGCUUGGAUGUGUUGAAGGAGUUCAAACUUGAAAUUGAAGUCAUUACAAGUGUAAAUCACAAGAACAUUGUCUCUCUCUUUGGUUUCUGUUUUGAGAAUAAUAAUUUGAUGCUGGUGUAUGACUAUCUACCACGAGGAAGCCUCGAAGAAAACCUUCACGGUGAUAGAAAGGAUCCAGCAAGUUUUGGCUGGGUGGAGAGAUAUAGAGUAGCGGUUGGUGUUGCUGAGGCGUUAGACUAUUUGCAUAACACUCAUGACCCAGAAGUGAUUCACCGAGAUGUGAAAUCUUCUAAUGUUCUGUUAGCCGAUGAUUUUGAGCCACAGCUUUCAGAUUUUGGAUUUGCUAGCCUGGCUUCAAAUGCUUCACAGCAUGUGUCAUGUGGGGAUAUUGCCGGAACAUUUGGUUACUUAGCACCAGAGUACUUCAUGCACGGUAAAGUAACCGACAAGAUUGAUGUCUAUGCAUUUGGUGUUGUAUUACUCGAGCUCCUAUCAGGUAGAAAACCAAUCUGCGUCGACCAGUCUAAAGGUCAAGAGAGCCUUGUCUUAUGGGCAAACCCAAUUCUAGAGAGUGGAAAGUUUGCUCAGUUACUAGAUCCAAGCCUAGAAACUGAUGAUAGCAAUAACGAUCUAAUCGAGAAGCUACUGUUAGCUGCCACACUAUGCAUCAAACGGUCACCUCAUGGCCGUCCACAAAUGAGCCAAGUUGUGAAGAUACUACAAGGAGACGAAGAAGCAACAGAAUGGGGAAAGCAGCAAGUAAGAGUCUCAGAAGAUGCAACAACGCAUUUGACAAACAUAGAAUCACAUAUAAACUUAGCGUUGCUUGAUUUGGAAGAUGAUGCAGCUUCUGAUAGUAGUCCUGAAGCUAGUAGUAUCUCCGUUGAAGAUUACUUGAAAGGGAGAUGGAGCCGCAACGCUAGCUUCAACUUCAACUAG
This is a messenger RNA of Eruca vesicaria subsp. sativa (arugula), 2055 nucleotides long. Lineage: Eukaryota; Viridiplantae; Streptophyta; Magnoliopsida; Brassicales; Brassicaceae. The record is from the annotation of a GenBank genome assembly.